Molecule: messenger RNA, 960 nt
Organism: Protopolystoma xenopodis
Lineage: Eukaryota; Metazoa; Platyhelminthes; Monogenea; Polystomatidea; Polystomatidae
Source: the annotation of a GenBank genome assembly
AUGCUCCUGCGUGGUCUGCAGCGCAUUGCUCCCCACUUGGGACGUACCAACCUUUCGGCUUUCUCCUCGUCGCCCAAUUUGUUUACUCCAUCUCGCUCCGUGUCUAGCACCAGUGAUACCUCUCGCCUCCAUAGUUCUUCCAGCCAGACCGCCGGCAUCUCCGGAAGCAUGCGUAAGGCGAACAGCCCUUCGAACCACGGCGAAUGCCACUACUCCCCACUGCCCCUGAUCUGCGCCACCCAAGCCAGUCCCACGACCGUUGAGUCGCCUCCUUCCUCCCCACCCUCAAUAGCCAACCGCUCUUCCAGCCAACCCCAUAUUCCCUGUACUCCCGGCGACGCAACUUUGAUAGUACCUCAGCUGACUUGCCGGUCCACAAGCCCUCCGGCUAUCUUGCUCCCCUCCACCUCUUCCUCCUCGUCGAGUCCUCUUCUUCCGACAUGCCACUAUAGCAUCCAGCCUCCGUCUGCCAGCAACCAAGCGACUUUCUCGUCUGCCUCAUCGCUUUGGCUGGUCAAAGUGGAUACCGACGAUAAAGGCAUCCAACAGGGCGCCAACGAGUACCAGCUGGUUGGCCGCCUGUCGCCAUGGUCUUCAGGGUAUGUCACUCCUGAGGCUCCUGGAGUCUCUGCGGCCUCGUCCACCCUCACUGUGACCAACAUGCCUGACUGCAUUGGUCGUGGGAAUUCUCUGAGUGGCCUUAAGACCGCGACCCUCUCUGACCACUCUCUUAACCGUUCCAACCUCAUGUCCUCAUUGCUUUCUCCUGUGCCUUGGAUACCAAUCAUUCCAGCAUCCAGUUCCUUAACUUUCUCCACCCUGGAUACAAGUAUGAGGUCGGCGAGCUACCAAGACCUUGGCUCCGAAUGCAAAGAAAAAGAACCUAUUAUUCUUUCAGAGGUAGGUAUCACGAUACCGAGCAGUCACAACGCAAUUUAUUAUCAUUUUUAUCAGUUUUAA